AAGUUUUGACUUCUUGUCCAUCUUUACAAUUCAUAACUUUUACAUAUGAAUCAUUUGACCAUGCACAUGACUGGCUACUUUGGAAAGCUAUGAAAAUAUUGGAGAUAAGUACUAAAAAAUAUUGCCAAAAGAAAUGAAUAUAUAUUUCUAUGUACUGAAACGAGUUUAUGGAAGAAUAAUAUAUUUUCAAUCCAAUAAUAUUUCAAUUCCUAUUUUUCAUUAAUUAUGUAAUAGAUUUUAUGAGCUUAAAAAAGUAAUACCUGCAUGGAAAUUGACUAAAGUACAUGCUCGGAAUUCGGAUAAUCACCGUCUACCUAACCCCAUUUGUUUUCACCCUCUAUAUAAACUCUCUCUCUCUCUCUCAAUCUCAUCACUCAAAACAAUAAACCCUCUCUCUCUUUCUCUCUCUCUGCUCACUGUCCUUCUUGUCUGAAUCUGUAACAACAAUGUCUGAGAGACCAGGCCGUCACCAGAGAAGGCCUUCUCUGAGCGUUUUUCCGAACUCCCUCCUGGAUCUCACCGACAUAUCUGUCACAGCAAACCCUCCAUCCACCAUCCCUUCUCAGCUGCCGCGCCAUCAGAUGCCUCCGCCUACUCCAGCUGCUGCUCCUCCAGCAAACAGUGACAAGAAAGAUGACAAUGCUAGCAAGGAAGGGAACGCCUCUUCUAACUGAUUUCGUGUUUUCCUUUGCUUUUACUUAAAGUUUAAGCCUUCUAUCAUCGCAUAAACAUUUCCCUGUCUUCAUUCUAAUAUCGCAUAAUAAAUUAAUAAUCAGUCUUUUGUAAAAUGACUUAUAUGAUAAUGAAUCAAUCGUAAUUUCAUA
Molecule: messenger RNA, 824 nt
Organism: Brassica napus (rape)
Lineage: Eukaryota; Viridiplantae; Streptophyta; Magnoliopsida; Brassicales; Brassicaceae
Exons: 1
Coding region: 447-674 (75 amino acids)
Source: RefSeq, a predicted model, not a curated record